AUGAUCAACCCAUUCAGGGCCAUGGUGAACAUUAUGAAGAAAUUUAGGAGGAAGCGCAGGCUUUCAUCUGAGCUGGAUACCCGUUGGGGCGAUCCGUCCAUCAGCUAUCCAAAUGAAGGAUCCUGGAAUCAGUGGGAUCAACCAUCUGGCUUCGUUGCGAAUGCUACGAUGGGAUCACCUCGCAAUAUACAGACACAAGAGACACGGCAGGUUGUGCCCUUGGAGUCAACUCCAUCCCAAAAUCCGGGCGCAUCGAGUGACUCGGGCUAUCAAAGCUUCAAUACACGAGAGGACCAUGCUCAAUCAGCCUCCACUAUUCCCAAAGGAUACUUCAACGAAAAUAUACGGCACCGGGCUGACAAAAUACAAAGAGCUCCAGUCAAAGGGCUCGGCAUCGAUGGAACUGCCCACGAAAUGGGCAGCACAAAUGGACACACACCUCCGGAUGACUCAUGCGAUGAAGACGACGACGACGACGACGACGACGACGACGAAGAACGAGAUACCUUGGGAGACCCAAGUGGAGGACUGAUCUUCCGCAACCCGCUGACGGGAGACCCGCUACGGUAUUCCCCACGAGAGGACCAAGACCCUUAUUUUGACCGCGCCUCCAAAUCACCCCCGCUGUCCGUCACCCAACGUAUGCGCCGCUUCAGUGGACAAAGUUCCUCGACCGAGCCAUCUUCUUCUAUCGCGGGGACAGCUAGCUCUCGACGGACCAGCUAUACUGCUGCUUCGUCAGUAUCGGCACCAUCUCUUCCACCUGAUACGCCGCGAUUUGCAUUUACCAUUAGCCAUCCUGCACACGAAAAACGAUCUGCUCCCCGUCCGAGGCAUCGGGAGCCCGAGCCGCAGGCUCGGCAGGAGAUGGUCCCGUCCUAUGAUGAACUCUACGGGUGA
Penicillium subrubescens is the source of this 900-nucleotide messenger RNA. RefSeq lists its product as uncharacterized. The coding region runs from base 1 to 900 and encodes 299 amino acids. NCBI's taxonomy places the organism in Eukaryota, Fungi, Ascomycota, Eurotiomycetes, Eurotiales, Aspergillaceae. The record is from RefSeq and is a predicted model, not a curated record. The transcript has a single exon.